CUUCUAUAAUGGGACACUCCCCACUAACAGAGCCACACACUGAUGGAGACACCUCUUGAGAAGGCCCUGACCACUAUGGUCACCACUUUCCACAAAUAUUCGGGGAGAGAAGGCAGCAAACUGACCCUGAGCAGGAAGGAACUCAAGGAGCUGAUCAAGAAGGAGCUGUGUCUUGGAGAGAAGAUGAAGGAGAGCAGCAUUGAUGACCUGAUGAAGAGCUUGGACAAGAACCGUGACCAGGAGAUCGACUUCAAGGAGUACUCAGUGUUCCUGACCACUCUGUGCAUGGCCUACAAUGACUUCUUCCUGGAGGACAGCAAGUGACCAGAGCUCAGCCCCUUGCCCGUGGCCUCUGUAGCUCCUCUCACAGACCCUCUGUGGACCCUUGCCCUCCUCUCCCUUCCGGACAGACCCUGCUUCGGCCUUCCCUUCUGGCAGGGGAAAUAAAAAUGUUUGAUUCCA
This is a messenger RNA of Prionailurus viverrinus (fishing cat), 462 nucleotides long. It is a transcript of the gene S100A5, whose product is annotated as S100 calcium binding protein A5. The transcript has 3 exons. Gene Ontology annotation, cellular component: nucleus; cytoplasm. Bases 43 to 324 code for a protein of 93 amino acids. The record is from RefSeq and is a predicted model, not a curated record. Gene Ontology annotation, molecular function: transition metal ion binding; calcium ion binding. Lineage: Eukaryota; Metazoa; Chordata; Mammalia; Carnivora; Felidae.